GUAUAAGCUUGCUAGCAUUCGACGCAACUUUUGCUCUUCGCCUGGUUCUGCCCACCCGAGAGACGCCAGAGCACAGUCGAAGUUACAAACUAUCCACUACUACCACAGCUGCCGGGUCCUGCCCAAGAAGACUCGGCUGAAAGCUGCACAAGACACGAACACAUACGUACUACUGCUGCCCGUGUUCGUGACCGCCGACUACUGGUGCCCACACAAUUCCGAGACGCUACUGGUGCCCACACAACCCAGAGACACCGUGCCACUACUCAUGAAACCCACAACAGUCCUAGCCGCCGGUGCCGGCGCCGGCGCCGCGGUGCUCGCCAUCCGACAAUUGGAAAGAUGGUGCGACCGCGACGAAUGCUGGUUAGCUCUAGCAGACCGCAUCCGCCGCUCGCUGCCGCCGCCGCCGCAGUCGUCCUUCCGCGUCGUCGCCGUGGUGGCGCUGGGGUCGCGGCUGCGAGGGGAAUACGUUGUGGGCACUAAUAUCGAGGCGGGCAAUCUGCACAACAGCGUCUGCGCCGAGCGCGUGGCGUUCGGCGCGCUGCAGCUCUACGGCGUCCGGCGGCCGGGGGCGGUGCGCUGCAUCUACAUCGUCACGGACGCGCCCCAACCAAUAUCACCCGGGGCGCUCUGCCGCGAGUUCAUGUACUCGAGCCCGUUCUGCACGCCGGCGACGCGCGUCCUCUCCGCGACGCCGGACCUCGGCCAGCGCCUCGACGUGACGCUCGCGGAGCUUUUGCCGCGCGCGUCGCCCUAUUGUAGGUUGGGCGCCGCUGAUCAGCGCAAGUGGGCCAAGGCGACGACGCUGCAGACGCUGCCGUCCGGGAGCGCCGCGGCGAUGGCCUACGCGGCAGCAAAACGCGCGUCUUCGGGCGACGACCGCGACGACCUCCACCCGACGAGGUAUGGGGUUGCGUGCGCGUUCGACGACGGCACGGUGGCGACGGCCGUCCAGCGCAAGGCCCUGGAGUACGGCUGCUCGCUGGACCCGGUCGGCCAGCUCGCCCCGGAGCUCGCCAAGAAACGCCGCGACGGCGUGCGGCCCAUCGUCGUCGCGCUCGUCGACGACCUCGGCGUGGCGCACGCGCCGUUCGCCUCGGGGCGCGCGUUCCUCGCCGAGCACGGCUACGGCGCCACGGACGUGCUGUGCCACGACGGCGACGGCGCCCUCCACGUCGUCGAGGCGCUCGAGCUCAUGCCUUUCGUGCCUGAUUUCACGGAUCACUUCCGCGAGACCAUCCCGAAGAGCCCGACGCGGUCCAUGGGCAAGUCGUUUCGCCCGGUCAGUCCGAACAAUGGGCACGCGCCGUGAACUCCCCGCCCGACGUCGGCCCGUCGCGCGUUCGAAAUUUUGUAAAUAUUCGUGUGAAUAA
Molecule: messenger RNA, 1376 nt
Organism: Pelagomonas calceolata
Lineage: Eukaryota; Pelagophyceae; Pelagomonadales; Pelagomonadaceae
Source: the annotation of a GenBank genome assembly